ACUUCAGGUUGUUGUUCAGUCUCAGUGACGCAGAUGUGAGCAGCCGCUGUCCUCUGUGACCGUAUACUUCCGGUGUUUGCGGGGUGGAUGUAGCAGCAGGGUGCUAACGACGGUUAGCAGUUAAGUUAGCCGCAAUUAGCCGGAACCGGAGUGGAAACAAGUAGAAGCAGCAGGUCUGUGAUGAUGAUGAUGAAGAUGAUGAUGAUGAAGAUGAUGAUGAGGAUGACGUCCUCCCUGUAGGAGGACCGCCUGCGGAGCGUUUGUGGCGUCACGAUGCAGAUCCUGGUGGCGAAGCUGCUCGGCCUUCUGGGACUGUUCGUCCUGAUGCUGGCCGGCGUCCUGGUCCCCGUGCGCCUCCUGCUGGUCGACCACGACCGGGCGCUCCGGUACCGCAGAGCGCUGUCCCUCUGCAACUCGUUCGGAGGAGGGGUGUUCCUCGCCACGUGUUUCAACGCCCUGCUGCCCACCGUCAGAGACAAGUUUAUCUUGUGUCCUCAGGCGGGCGACGUGUUGCGGCGGCUGCAGAUCACCAGUGAUUAUCCUCUGGCGGAGACGAUGAUGAUGCUCGGGUUCUUCCUCACCGUGUUCGUGGAGCAGGCCGUCCUCACCUUCAGGAAGGAGAAGCCGUCCUUCAUCGACCUGGACACCUUCAACGCCGGCGGCUCCGAGGCCGGCAGCGACUCCGAGUACGACACGCCCUUCAUCUCCUCGCCAGGCGGCGGCAGGGGCGGGGUCAAAGGCGGCCACCGCUCCCAUGGACACCAGCACGGACACUUCAGUCCAGGUGAGCUGGCGGGGGCGGGGCCUCUGCGGCUGGCCAGCCUGGUCCUGGCGCUGUCGGCCCACUCGGUGUUCGAGGGCGUGGCGCUCGGCCUGCAGGAAGACGGCGCCAAGCUGGGCGGCCUCUUCCUGGGCGUGGCCGUGCAUGAGACGCUGGCCGCCAUCGCCCUCGGCGUCAGUGUGGCCAAGGCGUCGCUGGGCAUGAAGGACGCCGCCAAGCUUGGAGUCACGAUCAGCCUGAUGAUCCCACUGGGCGCGCUGGUGGGGAUGGGCAUCGAGUCGGCGCAGACGCUGGCAGGCGGCGUGGUGUCCGUGGUGCUGCAGGGACUCGCCGCUGGCACUUUCCUGUUCGUCACCUUCUUCGAGAUCCUGUCCCGAGAGCUGGACGACAAACGGGAUCGCCUCCUCAAGGUGCUCUUCCUCAUCCUUGGGUACGCAGCGCUCGCCGCGCUCGUCUUCGUCAAGUGGUGACGGACGGACAGGAAGUGAUGGACUCUAAAAGGAACAGUCGAGCUGAACAUCUGGCUAAGAGUGAUGCUCCUGAAACAUCUGGAGCAGCUGGAUGAACACGUUUCCUCUUCACAACGUGAUUUUUAUUUCCAGCUGUUUUUCUUCUUCACUGUUUUUCUCGGUGCGUCGUUGAAAUGAUCUGCUGACAGGGACAGUUGUGACAUCACUGGUGGGUGUGGUCACAGGUGCAAGACUCGUAACCUCAUUCAACCACUGAAACCAAUAACAAAAUGUAGCUGAAACUGAAUAAUGAAGUCGUAAUGUUUAUGAAUAUGAAUAUGAUCAGAGGAGUAUCAGUGAUUGGCUGACCAGGCGCAGGUCAGGGGUCGUGUCCUAGGUCACAGGUGUCUGUAACUUUUGACCUUUGACCUGUUUGUUCCUGAUGUUGAUCUUCAUGAAGCUUUUGCGUCUCUACAGAUGUUUUCUACAAAUGAUCAUAAUUCAUGUUCAUGUCUCUUGUCUCUGGUGUUUGUUUAUGAUCACGAACAGUCGUCUAUUUAUUUUGUCUACGUUUUUAUUACGUCAGUAGCAAAUAAAAGAUUAUUAUUAAAGGGGCCAUAUUAUGCUCCAGGCACCUCUUCA
Molecule: messenger RNA, 1872 nt
Organism: Scophthalmus maximus (turbot)
Lineage: Eukaryota; Metazoa; Chordata; Actinopteri; Pleuronectiformes; Scophthalmidae
Product: zinc transporter ZIP3
Exons: 3
Coding region: 274-1251 (325 amino acids)
Biological process (GO): zinc ion transmembrane transport
Cellular component (GO): plasma membrane
Molecular function (GO): zinc ion transmembrane transporter activity
Source: RefSeq, a predicted model, not a curated record